UGCGCUUACAGACGGAGCAGAGUAGUUGGAGAAGAAAAGGACAGUUAAACAGUAGUAGUAAGUAAGUUGUUCAAAAGAUCGAGAUCUUUACAAACAACCCACUUCGACAAAAGCUGACUUCGAUUUCGAUUUCACUUCAAAUUUCGUUUUUCACUUCAAAUUUCGCUCUGUAAACGUUCUUCAGAGUCUCUCUACUUAUUUGCCCCCCAAUCUUUGCUCUUCAAUGUGGCGAGUUCUGGAAUUGUCCCAGCCCCAAAGCAAUCUCCGUUUCAAACAUUCUCGCAGUUCACUUUCAAUUCUGAUUAGAGAAAGAAGAUAAUCACGGAACAUGAAAAGUACCUGGUUCGGCUAUGUGCAUGCCGGUGUGAGUUUGCUAAAACUCAAGAAAGUUAUUGAGUUUUGAGGAAGAAAGUCAUUGGGAAUGAAGAAGUGGUCCGGUGGCUUGUUGAUUUUAGCACUUGCUAGCAUUUUGUUUCUGCGUUACUGCUUUAUGGGUAAAAAACAGCCGCAGAAGCAGUCAUCAUACGAUUUCUUCAAUAACCAUCCGCCUGAUGAUUAUGAUAUUAUUCGGGACAAUGAUGAAGCUGAUUCAUCUCAAACGACAACGAAAAUUUUACAAAUUAAUGUGAAGAAAAAGCCCCACCUUAUUGAUAUUAAAGGGCUUCGUGAUCUUUACAGUCCGAAAAAUAUUUCUAGCGAAGAGUCUAAGGCAUUUCUUGUAUGGGCUCAAAUGCAUUCAUUACUCUCUAGGUCAGAUGCUCUGCCUGAAACGGCUCAAGGGAUCAAAGAGGCUUCCAUUGCAUGGAAAGAAUUACUGUCUGUGAUUGAGAAGGAAAAAGCCUCCAAGUUUUAUGAGACUAACAAUAAUGAACAUAAAGAUUGUCCUUACUCUAUUACUGCAUUCAAUUCAACAAUAUCGAGCAGUGGAAGUGUUCUUCAGAUUCCUUGUGGUCUAGUUGAGGAUUCGUCAAUUACGGUGAUCGGCAUACCUGAUGGGCACCGUGGUACAUUCCAAAUCAAACUUGUAGGCUCACAGUUUACAGAGGAAGCAACGCCCCCAGUAAUUUUGCAUUACAAUGUCAGCCUGCCGGGGGAUAACCUAACGGAAGAGCCAGUCAUAGUUCAAAAUACAUGGACUAGUGAACUAGGUUGGGGCAAAGAAGAACGAUGUCCUGAUCAUGGGUCCUUUAAUGCCCUGAAAGGAAUUACACUUGAUGGACACAUGAAAUGCAAUGAACAAGUUGUCAGAAGCACUGUGGAACAGAAUUUAAAUGCAAGCCAUCCCGAUGGUGACAAGUUGACCAAUGUUUCCAAUGGAAGUGCUCAUGUGAGUGCUAAUUUCCCAUUUGUUGAAGGUAAUCCAUUUACUGCAACAUUGUGGGUUGGAUUAGAGGGAUUUCACAUGACUGUGAAUGGAAGGCAUGAAACAUCCUUUGCAUAUAGGAAGAAACUUGAACCGUGGUUGGUUAGUGGAGUCAAAGUGGCAGGUGGUUUGGAUCUCAUAUCCGCAAUAGCUAAAGGGUUACCGGUUUCUGAAGAUUUGGAUUUGAUUGUUGAUGUUGAGCACCUCAAAGCUCCGCCAAUUUCCAAGAAAAGACUUGAAAUGCUAAUUGGGGUUUUCUCCACCGGAAAUAAUUUUGAGCGUCGUAUGGCAUUGAGGAGGUCUUGGAUGCAAUAUGAAGCUAUACGCUCCGGCAAUGUGGCUGUUCGAUUUUUCAUUGGUCUGCACAAGAACAAGCAGGUCAAUUUCCAGCUGUGGAAAGAAGCUCAAGCAUAUGAAGAUAUCCAACUGAUGCCAUUUGUUGAUUACUACAGUCUGCUCACUUUAAAGACAGUCGCAAUUUGCAUUCUAGGGACCCAAAUUCUCCCUGCCAAAUAUAUAAUGAAAACAGAUGAUGAUGCUUUUGUUAGGGUAGAUGAAGUUCUUUCUAGUCUGAAAGGGAAAAAGGUUUCUAAUGGCCUCUUGUAUGGUCUUAUAUCCUUUGAAUCAUCACCCCAUAGGGACAAAGACAACAAAUGGUAUAUCAGUGCUGAGGAAUGGCCACAUGAAUCAUACCCGCCAUGGGCCCAUGGUCCAGGUUAUAUAAUUUCCAAAGAUAUUGCAAAAUUCAUUGUCCAAGGCCACCAACAAAGAGUCCUCCAGCUUUUUAAACUAGAAGACGUUGCUGUUGGCAUAUGGAUUGAGCAAUUCAAGGAACAGGGUCACAAAGUGCAGUGUAUCAGUGAUGAGAGAUUCUACAAUGCUGGAUGCGAGACAAAUUACAUUCUCGCCCAUUAUCAGAACCCAAGGAAGGUGUUAUGCCUGUGGGAGAAGUUACAGAAAGAGCAUGAGCCUCAAUGCUGUGAAUGAGUAUUCUCCCUACUGAAAACCCAAGUCAACAGCUCUAGGAACCAGGUCGUGUGUCAAAGUUUCUGCAAGAUGUUGGGCAGAUUUGUGCUCAAUAUGUUGAUAUCCCUUUGGCCUUUCUGUGUUGUACGGUAUGUGUGCUCUUUCAUGUAUCCUUUUACAAGCUUUUUCAUUUUGGAUUCAUUGAUCUGAUCUCACAGCAUUUGUUGAUUUGUUACAAUUGGUAAGUAAAAUUCAUGUAAUGAAAACAUUAAAUGAUAUUUGAGAGUGGGCCAUUUUUCUUUUACUA
This is a messenger RNA of Camellia sinensis, 2636 nucleotides long. The record is from RefSeq and is a predicted model, not a curated record. Lineage: Eukaryota; Viridiplantae; Streptophyta; Magnoliopsida; Ericales; Theaceae.